GUGGAAGUCCUUCUGCACAACAUGGUGUGCGGGGGGCGUGGGGUGUGGACGCGCCCAGCUAUGUCCCCGGGAGGGAGUGGGACAGAGACUUAUACGAGACCUCCUCACAGUUUGAUUUUGGACCUCAGAGAAGCAAACCAGAAAGGGAUUUGUUUGCCCUACGAAACCCAACACCCAGCUCCUCAGGGACGCCAUGUCUACCGGUAUUUGUCAUUUUAAGGAUCGCUGCGUGUCCAUCCUGUGUUGUAAAUUCUGUAAGCAAGUGCUCAGCUCUAGGGGGAUGAAGGCUGUCCUGCUGGCUGAUACGGAAAUAGACCUUUUCUCCACAGACAUCCCUCCUACCAAUGCGGUGGACUUCAUUGGAAGAUGCUAUUUCACUGAAAUCUGCAAAUGUAAACUGAAGAAUAUUGCUUGUUUGAAAUGUGGAAACAUUGUAGGUUAUCAUGUGAUUGUUCCAUGUUGUUCCUGCCUUCUUUCUUGCAAUAAUGGACACUUCUGGAUGUUUCACAGCCAGGCAGUUUAUGAUAUUAACAGAAUGGACUCUUCUGGUAUAAACUUUCUUCUGUGGGGCAACUUACCAGAAAUAGAAGAGACUACAGAUGAAGCCAUAUUAGAUAUCUCAAAUGAGGAGUGUAUUAGAUAAUGAAAUUAUGACAUGUAUGCUAGUCAACCUUUUCC
Molecule: messenger RNA, 678 nt
Organism: Suncus etruscus (white-toothed pygmy shrew)
Lineage: Eukaryota; Metazoa; Chordata; Mammalia; Eulipotyphla; Soricidae
Gene: RUMY1
Product: family with sequence similarity 72 member A
Exons: 5
Coding region: 194-643 (149 amino acids)
Cellular component (GO): cytosol
Source: RefSeq, a predicted model, not a curated record